Molecule: messenger RNA, 1359 nt
Organism: Periconia digitata
Lineage: Eukaryota; Fungi; Ascomycota; Dothideomycetes; Pleosporales; Periconiaceae
Source: the annotation of a GenBank genome assembly
UUCAUGUCACGCACAGAAGAGGCGCUUGCAGCAGCACCUAAACUCAAGGUUCUUUCUGAGGAGCUUGCCAGUAUUGUGAAAGAAUUGACCGGCCAUCAUCACGUUAUGAUUCAUCAGUUCGACAAGCUCACGGAAAGCCAUGUUAUAGCAGAGGUCGCAGAUCACAAUGUCCCCAAAGCCAAUCGUACAGAACUCCAUGCACGCGCCUUGGAGCUUCCGCGACUUGCGAGAUCGUUGCAUAGCACGAACAGAGUCAGAGCCUUGUAUGAUCGAGACCAAAAACCUCUCCGACUAAUUGGUCGCAGUGGCAUGGACUCAAGAGCGCCUCUUGACCUGACCAAUUCUUACCUCCGCACAAUGUCACCAAUACAUAUGGCAUAUCUGAAAAAUCUAGAUGUUCGUUCGACUAUGUCAGCAACGAUAGGUACAACAGAUAAUGUAUGGGGCCUUAUAGUAUGCUUCUCAUAUGGAUCAUCGGGGAUGCCCACUUCCUUUCAAACCCGCAAAAUCUGUCAGUUUGUGAGCAAAGUUGCGUCCAGGAACCUUGAGAGACUGUUGAAUAAAUCACGCCUACAAAAUUGGGACAAAAUCAUUGGGGCCUUUACGUCAGAUCAAUUGUAUCAACACGUGGAAACACCGCAUCAGCUAGAUCGACAACGGCCACGCACGUCACCAGCAAACCUUCUACGGGUUUUCCGUGCCGAUUUCGCAAUCCUGUCUACUGGGGAGCAAACCAGAAUAAUUGGUCAGAUCGAGCGACUUCCCGAAGCUCUAGUUAUCCUGGAGUAUUUCAGAUUGCAUAGGGCAGAGUCGGCGACGACUUCCAUCAACAUAGAACGAGAUUUUCCUGACAUCCAGUACCCGUUCCGCUUCAAAGAUAUCGCCGGGAUCUUUGUCGUUCCUCUAUCACAUGCCGACAGCUUCUUUAUCUUCUUCCGCCGCGCCUUCCCUUCAAGCAAAACAAGCAUACCGAGUGCCACAAACUCAUCAUGUCGUAACGAUACCAUGCCACUUGCGCAGACAGAAGCCUCGCCGGAAACCGACCCAGAUCUUCUCAUUCGAACAUGCAAUCCUUGGACAGAAGCUGAUCUGCAAACCGCGCACGUUCUGCGUUUGGUUUCUGGGAACCUUCUUCACACGUGGGAAAAAGACGAUGCAAACCAUUUGAAGCGCUUGCUGAUAGAAAACUCGGCGCAUGAGCUUCGCACUCCUUUGAACGCCGUAAUCAACUAUCUCGAAAUAGCUAUGGAGGGCACUCUCGAACCCAUGAUAUGGGCAAAUUUGAAUAAGUCGUAUUCUGCUUCACAGUCUCUACUCGGCGCGACUAGCGCCUUACUUGCCGACUGGAAUAGUUAUUGA